Molecule: messenger RNA, 5613 nt
Organism: Candidozyma haemuli
Lineage: Eukaryota; Fungi; Ascomycota; Pichiomycetes; Serinales; Metschnikowiaceae
Gene: FAS2
Product: trifunctional fatty acid synthase subunit
Exons: 2
Coding region: 1-5613 (1870 amino acids)
Biological process (GO): long-chain fatty acid biosynthetic process
Cellular component (GO): fatty acid synthase complex
Molecular function (GO): magnesium ion binding; fatty acid synthase activity; 3-oxoacyl-[acyl-carrier-protein] reductase (NADPH) activity
Source: RefSeq, a predicted model, not a curated record
AUGAAAGCUGAAAUUGAACAAGAGCUCUCUCACGUCCUUUUGACAGAGCUUCUCGCUUACCAGUUUGCCUCGCCUGUGCGCUGGAUCGAGACCCAGGAUGUCUUCUUGAAAGACCAUAAUACUGAAAGAGUUGUGGAAAUUGGUCCCUCUCCUACCUUGGCUGGAAUGGCCUCCAGAACUAUCAAGGCUAAAUACGAAUCCUACGAUGCUGCUCUUUCUUUGCAACGUCAGGUCUUGUGUUACGCUAAGGACCCUAAGGAGAUUUACUAUACCCCUGACCCACCAGCUGAGGUUGAGGAGCCAAAGGCUGAGGCUUCUGAGACCCCUGCUCCAGCUGCUGCCGCCGCUGCUGCUCCAGUGGCCGCUGCUCCAGUGGCCGCUCCAGCUCCUUCUGGCCCUGUUGAGUCCAUUCCAGAUGAGCCAGUGAAGGCCUCGCUUCUUCUCCAUGUUUUGGUUGCACAGAAACUUAAGAAACCGCUUGACGCUGUGCCUAUGAGCAAGCCAAUUAAAGAUCUUGUUAACGGUAAAUCCACAGUUCAGAAUGAAAUUUUGGGUGAUUUGGGUAAAGAGUUCGGUUCCACCCCAGAUAAGCCUGAAGACACUCCCUUGGAGGAGUUGGCAGAACAGUUCCAGGACACCUUCUCUGGUGCUUUGGGUAAGACCUCCACAUCGCUUAUUGGCCGUUUGAUGAGUUCCAAGAUGCCUGGUGGUUUCUCUAUCACUGCUGCCAGAAAGUACUUGGAGUCCCGCUACGGCUUGGGCGCUGGCAGACAAGACUCUGUGCUUUUAAUGUGUUUGGUCAACGAACCUGCUGCUCGUUUGAGUGCUGAUAACGAGGCCAAGGAAUUCUUGGACCAGGUUGCUCAGAAAUACGCUACUCGUGCCAGUAUUUCUCUUUCUUCUGGCUCCUCUGGUGGCUCUGGUGCUGCUGCUGGCGGUGCUGUUAUUGACAGUGCUGCUUUGGACGCCAUGUCUGCUGAGAACAAGACUUUGGCUAAACAACAACUCGAAGUUUUGGCUCGUUACUUGCAAGUCGACUUGAACAAGGGUGCCAAGUCAUUUAUUAAAGAAAAGGAAGCCGGUAUCCUUUUACAGAAGGAGCUCGACCUUUGGGAGGCCGAACAUGGCGAAUACUACGCCAAGGGUAUCCAGCCAAUCUUCUCCAACUUGAAGGCUAGAACCUACGACUCCUACUGGAACUGGGCAAGACAGGAUGUGUUGCUGAUGUGGUUUGACAUUAUCUUCGGCAAAUUGACUUCUGUUGACAGAGAGACCAUCAGCCAAUGUAUCCAGAUCAUGAACAGAGCUUCUACUACCUUGAUCAAGUUCAUGCAAUACCACAUUGACCACACUCCAGAGUACAAGGGUGAGACCUACCAGCUUGCUAAGAAGCUUGGUCAGCAAUUGGUUGACAACUGUAAGCAGGUUUUGGAUGUUGACCCAGUCUACAAGGACGUUUCCAGAAUCACUGGUCCUAAGACUACCGUCGAUGCCAAGGGUAAGAUCGUCUACAAUGAGGUGAACAAGGAAUCUGUUCGUAAGUUCGAGCAGUACGUCUACGAGAUGGCCCAGGGCGGUAAGUUGACCAAGAGAGAUGCUCAACCAACCAUUCAGGAAGACUUGGCUCGUGUCUACAAGGCCAUGACCAAGCAGGCUUCUGUGUCUAAGACCACCAAGCUUGAGCUCGAGAAGUUGUACAAGCAAUUGACUGAUUUCAUGGACCAGUCUCAGGAGAUUGAGACCGCUCAGGUGACCAAGGAUGCUUUGAGUAGCCGUCGUUCUGGCACUGAAAGCCCUACUGAUGAAGAUGAGACUGCUUCCAGCGAUGACGAGAUUGCAUCUUUGCCAGACAAGACUUCUAUCUUGCAGCCAACCAUUCCAUUCUUGCACUUGCAGAGAAAGACCAAGCAAGGCUGGGAGUACGACCCUAAAUUGUCUUCCAUGUACUUGGACGGUUUGGAGAGCGGUGCCGUCAACGGGUUGUCUUUCAAGGACAGAUACGUCUUGGUUACUGGUGCUGGUGCUGGCUCUAUUGGUGCUGAGAUCUUGCAAGGUUUGAUUUCUGGUGGUGCCAAGGUUGUGGUCACUACUUCCAGAUUCUCCAAGAAGGUUACCGAAUACUACCAGGCUAUGUACUCCAGGUACGGUGCUUCUGGCUCCACCUUGAUUGUUGUUCCUUUCAACCAAGGUUCCAAGCAGGAUGUCGACGCUCUUGUUGACUACAUCUACGAUCCUAAGAACGGUUUGGGCUGGGAUUUGGACGCCAUCAUUCCAUUCGCUGCUAUUCCAGAGAACGGUAACGGCUUGGACAACAUCGACUCCAAGUCUGAGUUGGCCCACAGAAUCAUGUUGACCAACUUGUUGCGUCUUUUGGGUGCCGUCAAGGCCAAGAAAACCACCGACACUCGUCCAGCCCAGGUUGUGUUGCCAUUGUCUCCAAACCACGGUACUUUCGGUUUCGACGGUCUCUACUCCGAGUCCAAGAUCUCCUUGGAGACCUUGUUCAAUAGAUGGUACUCUGAAGACUGGGCUACCAAGCUCACCAUCUGUGGUGCCAUUAUUGGUUGGACCAGAGGAACUGGUCUUAUGAGCGCCAACAACAUCAUUGCCGAGGGUAUUGAGAAGAUGGGUGUCAGAACUUUCUCCCAGAAGGAGAUGGCUUUCAACAUCUUGGGUUUGUUGACUCCUAAGGUCGUUAACUUGUGUCAGGAACAGCCUGUCAUGGCUGACUUGAACGGUGGUUUGCAGUUCAUUGACAACUUGAAGGAGUUCACCUCUAAGUUGAGAACUGACUUGGUCGAGAACGCUGAUGUCCGCAGAGCAGUUUCUAUUGAGCAGGCUAUUGAGCAGAAGGUUGUUCACGGUGAUGCUGUUGAUGCCAACUACUCCAAGGUUACUGUCCAGCCUCGUGCCAACAUGACCUUCAGCUUCCCAGAUAUGAAGAGCCACGAGGAGAUCAAGCAGGUCGCUCCUGAGUUGGAAGGUAUGUUGGACUUGGAGCUGUUGAUUGUGGUUACUGGUUUCGCUGAAGUCGGUCCAUGGGGUAACUCCAGAACCCGUUGGGAGAUGGAGGCUCAUGGUGAAUUCUCUUUGGAAGGUUGUAUUGAGAUGGCCUGGAUCAUGGGCUUGAUCAAAUACCACAAUGGUCCUCUUAAGGGUAAGCCCUACGCUGGUUGGGUUGACGCUAAGUCUCAGCAGCCUGUUGAUGACAAGGACGUCAAGUCUAAGUACGAGGAGCAGAUCCUUGAACACUCUGGUAUCCGUCUCAUUGAGCCUGAGUUGUUCUCUGGUUACGAUCCUGAGAAGAAGCAGAUGAUCCAGGAGAUUGUUGUCCAGCACGACUUGGAGCCAUUCGAGGCUUCUAAGGAAACCGCUGAACAGUACAAGCAUCUGCAUGGCGACAAGUGUGAGAUCUUCGAGAUCGAGGACUCUGGUGAGUACACCGUCAAGAUCUUGUCUGGUGCUACCUUGUACGUUCCUAAGGCUCUCAGAUUCGAUCGUUUGGUUGCUGGUCAGAUUCCUACCGGUUGGGAUGCCAGAAACUACGGUAUUCCUGAGGACACUAUCUCCCAGGUCGACCCUAUUACCUUGUACGUGCUUGUUUCUACUGUUGAGGCUCUUUUGUCUGCUGGUAUUACCGACCCAUACGAGUUCUACAAGUAUGUGCACGUUUCUGAAGUUGGUAACUGUUCUGGUUCUGGUAUGGGUGGUGUCUCUGCUCUUAGAGGCAUGUUCAAGGAGCGUUUCAUUGACACUCCAGUGCAAAACGAUAUCUUGCAAGAGUCUUUCAUCAACACCAUGUCUGCUUGGGUUAACAUGUUGUUGCUCUCUUCUUCUGGUCCUAUCAAGACUCCUGUCGGUGCCUGUGCUACCGCUGUUGAGUCCGUCGACACUGGUAUCGAGACUAUCCAGUCUGGUAAGGCCAAGGUUUGUAUCGUCGGUGGUUACGAUGACUUCCAGGAGGAAGGUUCUUAUGAGUUCGCCAACAUGAACGCUACUUCCAACGCUGUUGACGAGUUUGCACACGGCAGAACUCCUUCCGAGAUGUCUAGACCAGCUACCACCACCAGAAACGGUUUCAUGGAAGCCCAGGGUUCUGGUAUCCAGGUUAUUAUGACUGCCGACUUGGCUAUCAAGAUGGGUGUUCCUAUCUACGCUGUCUUGGCCAUGACUGCUACUGCCACUGAUAAGAUUGGUCGUUCUGUUCCUGCUCCAGGUAAGGGUAUUUUGACCACUGCCAGAGAGCACCACGGUUCCUUGAAGUACCCACUGGCCAUGAUGAACAUCAAGUACAGAAACAGACAGUUGAAGCAGAGAUUGUCCCAGAUUGCAUCUUGGGAAGAGUCUGAGAUUGACUUCUUGGGCGACGAGGCUGAAUUGGCCAGAGAAGAGUUUGGUUCUGACUUCUCCAUCGACGACUUCACCAGAGAGAGAGCCGAGGAGAUCCGCAGAGAAGCUAGCAGACAAGUUGCUGACGCUAAGAAGCAAUGGGGUAACAACUUCUACAAGGCUGACCCUAGAAUUGCUCCAUUGAGAGGAGCCUUGGCCACUUUCGGUUUGACCAUUGACGACUUGGGUGUUGCUUCCUUCCACGGUACUUCCACCAAGGCCAACGACAAGAAUGAGAGUGCUACUAUCAACGAGAUGAUGAGACACUUGGGCAGAGCUGAAGGUAACCCAGUGUUUGGUGUUUUCCAGAAGUACUUGACUGGUCACCCUAAGGGUGCUGCUGGUGCCUGGAUGUUGAACGGUGCUAUCCAGAUCUUGAACUCUGGUAUUGUUCCAGGUAACAGAAACGCUGACAAUGUUGAUAAGUUGUUGGAAGACUACGAGUACGUCUUGUACCCACUGAGAUCCAUCCAGACUGACGGUAUCAAGGCUGUCUCUGUCACUUCUUUCGGUUUCGGUCAGAAGGGUGCCCAGGCCAUUGUUGUCCACCCAGACUACUUGUACGCCGUGUUGGACAAGAACACCUACAACGACUACGCUUCCAGAGUCACUGCCAGAAACAAGAGAGCCUACCGUUACAUGCACAAUGCCAUCACCAGAAACUCCAUGUUCAAGGCUAAGGAUAAGGCUCCAUACGGUGACGACUUGGAGCAGCCAGUCUACUUGGACCCAUUGGCUAGAGUUGAGGAAAGCAAGACUGGUCUUGUCUUCUCUAAGAAGAGCAUUCAGGCUGAGAAGGCUUACGUUUCUGCCAACUCUGAAUCUACUGCCAAAGCAUUGGCCUCUUUGAACAACGGCGCCAAGGGUGUUGGUGUGGAUGUCGAGUUGCUUUCUGAGUUGAACUUGGAGAAUGAUACUUUCGUCGAGAGAAACUUCACCGAGCUGGAGAUUGCCUACGCUAAUAAGGCUUCCAACCCACAAGCUACCUUCACCGGUACUUGGUCUGCCAAGGAGGCCGUUUUCAAGGCUUUGGGUACCAAGUCCCAGGGAGCUGGUGCUGCUUUGAAGGACAUUGAGAUUGUCAGAGACUCCAACGGUGCUCCUAAGGUUGUUUUGUCUGGAGAAGCCAAGAAGGCUGCCUCUGCUGCUGGUGUCAAGAACGUCAACGUCUCGAUCUCCCACGACGAUUUCCAGGCCACCGCUGUCGCCUUGAGUGAAUUUUAA